AUCUAUUCUCCUCAUAGUUCUAUCAAACAGAACUGCUUCCACACACUUUGGUUCUUGGAAAGUUUAGCCAAAAUAUUUUAAUUUGAAAACCGAUAGAAAGCGGUUGUUGGCGUGGAAUAGCACGUCAUUUCCACUGCGUUGUCGUCAUGGGUUGUCACGCAAUCCAGCUAGCUCAUUAGCCGGCUAGCUCAUUUUAACCAGAAUCCAACACUUGCAGUGGAGUCGGAGGCCAGGGAUAUACAGUAGGCACUAUGUUGGUCCCCAUAUUCACUCUGAAGCUGAACCACAAGAUCAACCCUCGCAUGGUGACUGUUGGGAGAUUUGAUGGAGUCCACCCAUGCCUUACAGCUGCCACACAGGCUGGAAAGGUUUUUAUCCACAACCCGCAUGCUCGUGGUCAGAGGCCUGUGGCUCACCGACUGAGCCAGAGCACCCAGGACUCAGACAUCUCUCUGCUCAACAUCAACCAGGCAGUCACUUGUCUGACGGCAGGAACGCUGGGACCAAACACCACUGGGGACACACUGUUGGUGGGAUCCCAGACCAACCUACUGGCCUAUGAUGUCCAUGACAAUGCUGAUAUUUUCUACAGAGAAGUGACGGAUGGGGCGAAUGCUAUUGUGUUGGGGAAACUCGGGGACAUCCCGUCUCCUCUUGCCAUUAUUGGAGGGAACUGUGCCUUACAAGGCUUUGACUAUGAGGGCAACGACCACUUCUGGACGGUAACUGGAGAUAAUGUCAGAUCUCUGGUGCUCUGUGACUUCACUGGAGAUGGGAAAAAUGAGCUCCUGGUAGGAUCGGAGGACUUUGACAUCAGGGUAUUCAAAGAGGAUGAGCUUGUGUCUGAAAUGACUGAAAAUGAGACCGUAACAUCGCUGUGCCAUAUGCAUGGCAGCAGGUUUGGCUAUGCCCUGGCUAAUGGCACGGUGGGAGUUUAUGACCGCACCGCCCGCUACUGGAGGAUUAAGUCCAAGAAUCACGCAAUGAGCAUCCAUGCCUUUGACCUGAAUGCUGAUGGGGUGGUGGAGCUUAUCACUGGCUGGUCCAAUGGAAAGAUUGAUGCUCGUAGCGACCGCACAGGUGAGGUCAUUUUCAAAGACAACUUCUCCUCUUCUGUGGCUGGAGUGGUGGAGGGAGACUACCGGUUGGAUGGACAGAAACAACUUAUCUGCACCUCCGUAGAGGGAGAAGUCCGUGGUUACCUGCCAGCCAGUAAGGACCUUAAAGGAAAUCUUAUGGACUCCAGUGCUGAACAGGACCUCAUUAGAGAGCUCAGCCAGCGCAGACAGAAUCUGUUGCUGGAGCUACGCAACUAUGAAGAAAAUGCCAAGGGUGUGUCAGAGACAAACAGUGGGAUGGGUGUCAUACCAGCCAACACUCAGCUCCAGACAGCACUGUCAGUGAGACCUGCUGCAGAGGCCCAAAAGGCCCAUGUAGAGCUCAGCAUUUCAACACCAAAUGAAACCAUUAUCCGUGCAGUGCUCAUCUUUGCAGAGGGGAUAUUUGAGGGGGAAAGCCACGUUGUCCACCCCAGCGCCCAGAACUUGUCAGGCUGUGUCCGAGUCCCCAUUGUCCCCCCAAAAGACAUACCAGUAGAUCUGCACAUCAAAGCCUUUGUUGGAGGGAAAACUAGUACCCAAUUCCACGUGUUUGAAAUCACUCGGCAGCUGCCUCGUUUUUCCAUGUAUGACAUCACAGUUGAACCCUCAGCCGCUCUGCCCACUGGAAGGGUCGCCUUCAGCAUCAACGACCGACCACAGCGGGUGGUGAUGUGGCUGAAUCAGAACUUCCUGCUUCCCGAGGGAGUAGACAGUCCUGACGUCACUUUCAAUUCACUAAGAGGAGGGGGACUGUUGUCCAUCAGCAUGGCCAGCAAUGGACAGAUCACUCUGAGAACCGACGACAUCGACCUGGCGGGAGAUUUGGUCCAGUCACUGGCCUCCUUCCUGGCAAUCGAGGACUUGUCAGCAGAAGCAGACUUCCCCGGAUACUUUGAGGAGCUACGCAGUACACUCACUGAGGUGGACGAGUUCCAUUCCGUCCACCAGAAGUUAACUGCAGCUAUGGCCGACCACUCCAACUACAUCAGGAACAUGCUGGUGCAAGCAGAGGACGCUCGCCUUAUGGGUGACAUGACAACUACAAAGAAGCGUUACAGAGAGCUGUACGACCUAAACAGAGAUCUGAUCAACGAGUAUAAAAUCCGCUCUAACAACCACAAUGCACUACUGGCCUGCCUCAAGUCUGUCAACCAGGCCAUACAGCGGGCUGGUAGACUCAGAGUGGGUAAGCCCAAGAACCAAGUGAUCUCUGCCUGUCGAGACGCUAUCAAGAGCAAUAACGUCAAUGCACUCUUCAGGAUCAUGAGAGCUGGCACUGCAUCCUCCUGAGAGUAGAGGCAGCGGGAAUGCAGAAAUGGACAAACGGAUUGGAAUGAGAACGACGGUCACAAGCACAACUGAUCAGUACUGUCAUGUUGAAUGAACUUCGCCUGUUUUAAACACUGCACCAGCAAGGGUGUCUCACCAGUGAGAUGAACAUUUUGAAAUGAAAGGCAGAAGACACUAAGACUGUGAUUUGGGGACGCCGUUGUAGCCUUAAUCUAUCUUUUUCCAUGAUUUAGGAAUAAGCAACAGCCUGGCAGCAACAUUUGGCACCAGCUCCAUAAUACUUUUACUGCUAGCUCACGGAAAUAAAACGCUCACCACAGGCUUAGUGCACUGGUAAUCAUCCAUCUCAGUCUAGCUGUGUGGCUGUUUGGAAGAGCUUGAUUUAGUGCAGUUACAGCUUAGGUAGAUAAUUGUCAAUAUGAAUGUAGGAGUCAGCAGGCAAGAGCGACACAAGAGCUGCGACGCUCCCCAUACUGAUUCUCCAAUGCAACAGAACAAAGAUGGCCUCAGUACAGUGAGAAAAUUUAAUUAUUUGAUCGGAAAUAUUCAACAUAUUGCUGCUGUCUGAAACUCGUGCAAAACAAAGUUUGUGUUUUUCUCCAGUUACACGCUCACAUAUAGUGUGAUAGAAUCAGUACUUAAGAGUUAAGAAAGAAAGAGUUAAGCCUAAUGUCCGAUGAACAUACUAGAGGGGUUCCCGGGUGAUGUUGCACAUGUGUCUAAGAGAUGUUUAAACUUCAGAAAAGUCAUCCAAACUGUUUCCCCAAAGACACGAGGGUUUAGAGAAAAUGACUAGCUGCUGGAUCAGCACCCUGAACUGUUUAAUUCAGCUGAUGCAGUGAUGUUUAGAGAGAGCACAGCUGGAGCAAGACAGACAGCAGCUUCCUGCCAGACAGUCGUGCCAUUGGAAGUCACUGGUGGCCCUGAUAGUUGUGUGUGUCAGGUCGCUCAGACUCAGGUCUCUGCUCCCAGCUGUUGUGUGUUUGUGUGCUGUUUGUAGCCAAAGAAAACUCUUUUAAAUUAAUGAAUGUCACAUAGGACCAGUACUGUGUGUUGAACUUGUUUACCUUUUGUAGAUUGUACACAGAGAUUGUAAAUGUAAGUUUGCAGAAACCAUCACUAAAUGAACAUGUGUUUUAAAAGGUUGUGUAACCGUUAUUGUUGCAGUUUUAUAAGGGCAUGAUGUCAUUCUCAGACAAGUUGGCUCGCUCAGCUGUUUAUUCUGAGUGUACCGCUGAUGGAUUUGAACAUGGAAGUUAGAAUUAGUGUGUAUUUGAAAAGUAUCUGGUGUUGUAAGAGUCCAGUUUUCUACCACAUACGCCUCUUCUCAAAGACAGCAGCACAUAACGGUGAAAAGAAAGGGGAAUAAAGUUAAUAUUAAUCAUUUUGUAUAACUUUAAAUAAAAAACAUUAAUGUGG
This is a messenger RNA of Micropterus salmoides (largemouth bass), 3809 nucleotides long. RefSeq names its product Bardet-Biedl syndrome 2 (gene bbs2). Lineage: Eukaryota; Metazoa; Chordata; Actinopteri; Centrarchiformes; Centrarchidae. The coding region runs from base 252 to 2390 and encodes 712 amino acids. The record is from RefSeq and is a predicted model, not a curated record. Gene Ontology annotation, biological process: non-motile cilium assembly. The transcript has 18 exons. Gene Ontology annotation, molecular function: protein binding. Gene Ontology annotation, cellular component: ciliary basal body; membrane; BBSome.